UGGGUGUGCAGUCCUAAAAAGGCGGUAUAGCAUCGGUUGAUUUCUCACUCUAUUAUUCUCGAUCGAAACAAAUCGUCGUCACCCACUAGCCUCCCAUGCGUUGUUCCUUGCCCGAAUCUCAAGCUCCCCAAUCCAAAAUGAACACAACCUAAGAAACAACAAAAGCGAUCUCAAUAGGAAAAACCAUACUCAAUUUAGUGGCAUUGCUAAUCAUAGGCGAGGAUCCACCCUUAAUUACUUCAUCUUGAGGGAUUAACAAUGCCGACGGGCGCGCAAGCCGCUGUGCGCCCAUGCCGAAGCCGCCGCCACCACCAUCAUUCCAUUCCUAGAUUAUUUUCUUUUGUUGUUAUCCUCCUCCAUUUUCUGGUUACUUCCUGCUGGGCCCAGUUCCCUGGUGAUUCCGACAUGGAGGCGCAGGCUCUCCUCAAAUUCAAGUCCUCGCUGCUCAACGCCGCCGCCCCCUUGUCCAACUGGGAUCCGGCCAUCCCUCCCUGCAGCGGCGAGCGCGGGAACUGGCUCGGCGUCCUCUGCUACAACGGCUACGUCUGGGGCCUGCAGCUCGAGAGGAUGAACCUCAACGGCGUCAUCGACGUCGACGCCCUCUCCCCGCUCCGCUUCAUGCGCGCCGUCAGCUUCAUGGGCAACACCUUCCACGGCCCCAUGCCCGACUGGAAGAAGGUCGGCGCCAUCAAGGCCCUCUAUUUAUCCGACAACCAAUUCUCCGGCGAGAUCGCCGCCGACGCCUUCAAGGGCAUGUACUCGCUCAAGAAGGUUCACCUGGCCAACAACAACUUCACCGGGCCCCUCCCCACCUCCCUCGAGUCGCCCAAGCUCAUCGAGCUCAAGCUCCAGAACAACCACUUCACCGGCACCAUUCCCAGAAUCAGCUCCGAGAAUCUCAAGGAGCUCGACCUCUCCCACAACCAGUUGGAGGGCCCCAUCCCCGUCGCCCUCAGCAAGAUGGAUCCCGCCUCCUUCGCCGCCAAUAAAGCUCUCUGUGGGGCCCCUCUCUCCAACGCCUGCGAUCCCAAAUUGUACCCCACCUCCUCAUCGUCGCCGCCGCCGCAGAAAUCAUCUCCCUCCGCGCUCUCAAUAGCAUUGAUCGUGCUGGGGGUCAUUCUCCUCCUCCUCCUCGUCCUCUUCCUCCUCGCCAGAUGUCGCAAACGCGGCAACGAGACUCCGCAGCUCGGGAAGCCCAUCCCGGCCAACGUCGUCGACCUGGAGAAGGCCCCACCGGCGGCAGCAGCAACAGCAACAGCGGCGGCAGCGGCAGCGGAAGCAGACACGGCGGCGACAGGAAUCCUAGCGGCGGCGGCGGCGGGGAAGAAGUCGGAUCAGCACCAGCCAGGGAAGCUGUCGUUCGUGGACGAAAGGAGGCACAAGUUCGACCUGCAGGACCUGAUGAGGGCGUCGGCGGAGGUGCUGGGAAGCGGCAACUUCGGAGCGUCGUACAAGGCGGUGCUGGUGGAUGGGGAGGCGCUGGUGGUGAAGAGGUUCAAGCAGAUGAACGGCAUUGCUCGGGAGGACUUCCACGAGCACAUGAGGCGGCUCGGGAGGCUCAGCCACCCCAACCUCCUCCCCCUCGUCGCCUAUUUGUUCCGCAAGGAGGAGAAGCUUUUGGUUUUCGACUUCGUCGCUAAUGGAAGCUUGGCCGCCCUUUUGCAUGGAAAACACUCGGGGGUGCUCAAGUGGGGAACCCGGCUGAAGAUCAUAAAGGGGGUGGGCAAAGGGCUGCUGUAUCUCCAAAACGAGGUGCCAACCCUAACAGUCCCCCACGGCCAUCUGAAAUCCUCGAACGUGUUGUUGGACAACGAAUACAACCCAGUCCUAAUGGACUACGCGCUCCACCCGGUGGUGAACGGCGCCCACGUCCACAACGUCCUCCUCGCCUACAAGUCGCCGGAGUACGCGCAGCACGGCCGCAUAUCGAAGAAAACCGACGUGUGGUGCUUGGGCACGCUGAUUCUGGAGAUCCUGAGCGGCAGGUACCUCGCCCACGGCAGCACCACCGACCUAGCAGCCUGGAUCAACGGCAUUGCCGGGGAGGAAUACGCUACGGUGUUCGACAAAGACAUGGAGGCUGGCGCCCAGGGCAGCAGGAACCAAAUGCAGAAGAUGUUGCAGAUAGGGAUAUCGUGCUGCAAAGAGGAUGCGGAUAAGAGGUGGGAUUUGGAGGCGGCUGUUCGACAGAUUGACCACAUUCAGCAUGACGACUAGCUGCUCCCUCUUUACUUCAUCACUUAUUCAUAUACACAUUGACAUAUAUAUAUAUACUCGCAACUCACAAUCAUAUAUCCAUUUUAAUCGAAUAAGCUGUUCAUUCAAUUUGUAUAAAAAUCGAUGGAUCGAUCGAGUUUUACUGCUCA
Salvia miltiorrhiza (redroot sage) is the source of this 2366-nucleotide messenger RNA. RefSeq names its product pollen receptor-like kinase 4. NCBI's taxonomy places the organism in Eukaryota, Viridiplantae, Streptophyta, Magnoliopsida, Lamiales, Lamiaceae. The record is from RefSeq and is a predicted model, not a curated record. Gene Ontology annotation, biological process: protein phosphorylation. The transcript is spliced from 2 exons. Bases 259 to 2217 code for a protein of 652 amino acids. Gene Ontology annotation, molecular function: protein binding; ATP binding; protein kinase activity.